Protopterus annectens (West African lungfish) is the source of this 2237-nucleotide messenger RNA. RefSeq names its product pyridine nucleotide-disulphide oxidoreductase domain 2 (gene PYROXD2). Gene Ontology annotation, molecular function: oxidoreductase activity. The record is from RefSeq and is a predicted model, not a curated record. The transcript is spliced from 16 exons. Lineage: Eukaryota; Metazoa; Chordata; Ceratodontiformes; Protopteridae. The coding region runs from base 203 to 1951 and encodes 582 amino acids.
GCCGUACAACUUGACACAAUAACGUGUGCAGCCAUUCAGUAGUUAGCUGGUUUAUAACAUGCUGCUUUGCACUGAAAACUAAUUUUGACAUGUUCUCAGAUCUCUGCAUGUUAAUUUCUAAAUUGUUUUGUACUGCUUAGUUAGUUAGUGUUAUACAAACAACACAUUUCAAGAUUUCUAAUAAUUUUUAUUUACUGUUGCUAUGGCUAGCAGAUGUGUCUUCAUCAAAAAUGCAGCUGGGGCAUUAAGUAUAAGGCCCCUUACCAGGCACACUCACUCCUGCUUAUCCAGUGAGCUGAAGCCGGAAUACGAUGCUGUUAUCAUCGGUGGAGGUCACAAUGGACUUGUAGCAGCAGCUUACUUACAGAAGGCUGGAGUGAAGACAGCUGUACUUGAGCGACGCCAUGUACUUGGAGGGGCUGCAGUUACAGAAGAAAUUAUACCAGGGUUCAAAUUCUCUAGAGCAUCUUAUCUUCUAAGUUUACUAAGACCUCAGAUCUACAGAGACUUGGAGCUGAAGAAACAUGGCUUGAAGAUCUACUUUCGCAAUACUUAUUCCUACACUCCACUACUGGAAGAUAGUGUUAUGGGAAAGCCACCUCGAUCUCUCACACUGGGAAUAAAUAAAAGUGAAAAUUUGGAGCAGAUAAGUCAGUUCUCCAAACGAGAUGCCAAGGUUUAUCUUGAAUAUGAGGCAUUAUUGGACCACUUUGUUAACAGCAUUGACCCCUUGAUUGAUUCCAUACCUGUUGACACUGCAGCUCUGACCCAAGGAUCCCUGAUCAAGAGGAUAAGAGCACUAAAGACCCUGAAACCCAUAAUGAAGACAGGGCUACACCUGGGACAAUACAUUCCACACUUCUACGAAAUUAUUACUGCUCCAGCCGCAAAGAUACUUCAUCGUUGGUUUGAAUCAGAACCACUUAAAGCCACAUUAGCCACCGAUGCUGUAAUUGGGGCGAUGAUAAGCCCCCAAACUCCAGGAAGUGGGUAUGUACUGCUGCACCAUGUGAUGGGAGAGCUGGAGGGUCACAGAGCUGCUUGGGGCUAUGUGGAAGGUGGAAUGGGAAGUGUUUCCAUGUCCAUUGCUAAAGCAGCGGCUUCUCAUGGAGCGUCCAUAUUUACAGAGAAGCCUGUGGAUCAUAUUCUGGUUGGAAAUAAUGGGAAGACAAAUGGCGUAGUACUUCAGGAUGGGACUGAAGUAAGAAGUAAGCUGGUCUUGUCAAAUGCCACUGCCAAGGUGACAUUCCUACAGCUGACUCCACAGGAUGCUCUCCCUGAUGACUUUAUCCGUGGGAUCUCCAAAAUUGAUUAUACAUCCCCUGUUACUAAAAUAAAUGUCGCUGUCGAUAGACUUCCAAACUUCCUUGCUACCCCACAGAAAGAGGGCACAAAGUCCCUUCCUCAUCACCAGACAUCUAUUCACCUGAAUUGUGAAGACAUAAGUGUCAUUGACAAAGCCUAUGAAGAUGCGAGCUCAGGAAUACCAUCUGAAAGACCAAUGAUUGAAAUGUGCAUCCCAUCUGCUCUGGACCCAACUAUAGCUCCUUCUGGUUGCCAUGUUAUAUCCAUGUUCACCCAGUAUACACCAUAUGCUCUGGCUGAUGGCAGAAAAUGGGAUGACAAGGAGAGGAAUGAUUAUGCAGACAGAGUAUUUGAAUGUGUGGAACAAUAUGCUCCUGGUUUUAAGGCUUCAGUAAUUGGUCGAGAUAUUUUGACACCUCCAGAUCUGGAAAGAAUAUUUGGACUAACAGGAGGGAAUAUAUUUCAUGGAGCCAUGUCUCUGGAUCAGCUGUUCCUUGUACGGCCUCUACCAUCCUAUGCAAACUACCGUUCGCCAAUUAAAGGACUAUAUUUAUGUGGUAGCGGUGCCCAUCCAGGAGGUGGGGUGAUGGGCUCAGCUGGAAGGAAUGCUGCUUUAGUAGCUUUUGCUGACCUCAAGACAUUGUGAUUAGACUUUCAGACAAUAUCAGUGACCGAACCAUUACUUGUCAAGAAUGAAUGCCGUAUUCUGCAAUCAAGGCUGUGCUGCGUUCAAUGGAGAUAAAGUUCUUGCACAUGUUUUUGAACUUAUGCAUUCUCAUUCACAACACAGAAUCACUAAGCUAUCCCUGAUGAAUCAGAAUUCCAUUUUUGUGCCUGACAGUCUUAUUUGUCUGCAAACAUGUAUAACCAUUUAUGUAUCUAUCAUUUAUGUAUCGAUCAUUUGUGCAUAUAAAUUGUUAGCAGCCUUCAAA